Molecule: messenger RNA, 369 nt
Organism: Clonostachys byssicola
Lineage: Eukaryota; Fungi; Ascomycota; Sordariomycetes; Hypocreales; Bionectriaceae
Source: the annotation of a GenBank genome assembly
AUGUCUGGCAUUGGCCUCGGUGGCUGCGACCCCUCGCUGCCGGCACUUGUCGUCUGCUCGAUUCGCGAACUCCAGCCAGGCAAUGGGCGUAAAGAGCGCAACCUGCAAGCGAGGGCCGUCAGGCACAUCAGCGUGCGACAGUUGGGUCGGUCUCUGCAUUAUCGCACAGGCCAAUAUGCGCAAGGCAUGCAGGGUGAUGCGCCGAGUCCCCUCCAUCCCGUCGCGAAUGCCAAUGGCAGCCCAGCACACGGCAUGACCACUCAGGUUGCCACCAACCGCCAGCAGCGUGCGCUAGGAGUCGCUUGUGCGCAGGCACGUCGUCUGGCCAAGGUGGUGGUGCAGGUGGUGGGCGCUGGUACCCCUACCUGA